UAGUCACUCCCAGUUUUUUUUUUUUCUGUUUUCAAAACGCCAGUCCGCGUUUUGAUGCUGUACCAGUGAGCGGUUUCUAUGGCCAAGUCCAGGAACGGUCUGACGGCCGUUGGCCUGUCGGUGUUGGGCGCUUUUUUGGUCCUGUUGGCAUUUACGACGAAAAGCUGGGUGGUCACAGACGGCAAAUUGGAACACCCGCAAUUCGAAAGGAUAGGUGAGUAACUGGCCACCUCGGUCACGCCCAAACGACGGAUACGCACGUACAAUUUUCGCAUUUUACUCCGCUGCGCAAUACUAAUAGACCAGUCGAGCAUCAUUACGAGACGGGCAAUUUGCGAAUCGUUUUAUUAGAGGGCCGAAAGUUCUUGAAUUUCUUUUUUUUUUCGUAUUUUAACACGUCCACACAAGGUUUUGAACUUUUCAGCUUAUGAUUGUUACUGUAUUCUCUCAUAAAAACGUUAACUCUAUUGGUUGAGAACCCAUGACCAUUUAAAAUUCACCAAUUAUAUAUCAAGUACACUAAAAAAUUAAAUUCUCACGGCCUGCCUAGUCAAAUAGAUUUAUUUUUUUUUAAAUAUUAUAUUACCAAUGUGGUUAUCCUCCAAAUACUCAUUCAAAUUACAAUUAUUUCAAAUUAGUCAUAGAGAAUUUCAAUUAAAAAUUAAUUGGAUUUUCAUAUUGAAUACUAUUUCUAGGUGUACAUUUUAAGGAUACUGGUAUUCAGGUGCAUAAUCAAGGAGGAAGCACGUAACCCAUCCAAGAUUUUUUUAAACAAUUUUGUACAUAGACUUUUAUCGUGUUGAAAUAAUUAGUUAUUAAUAAAAAUUAUUAACUUGCCCCACUGAAUAUUUUUCCUAUCCACAGCAUUGUUUGUAUUGAUCAUUUUUUUUUUUUUUUGGAUUAUACAUUGUGAUUAAUCACCACAUUAUAAUAUUCAUAUUUUCAUGAUCCAUUGAUAAAUUGAAUUAUUAAAUUAUUAAUUCUCUUAAAGCAGGCAUUUAUAAUUACCUUAAGUUAAUAUAUAAGUUCUUUGAAAAUUAUAAAAUUAUACUUUUUUUAUUUUAGAAUACCGUUUAAAAAUUAGUACUUUAAACUGGUGUUAUGUUUGCAGGACUAUGGGUAGUUUGUUUUAAAGACUUUGAGGACACUCAUCAUUGGUACGACACAAAAUUUAGCAGCUGUUGGUGGGUAUUUGAAGAAGAAUAUUAUAUUAUCUAUGAUAUUUUAUUUAAAGGUUUGUAUGUGUAUAAAUACUUAUUUAUUUUGUUUUUUAAAUUAAAAUAUAAUCUUUUUAAUAAAUAUGUUUUAAGUUCAAGGAAGAAUUAAUCAAUUUUUUUUCAUUAGGUUUUUACAUUGCUACUCAGUUUUGGUUCUCGGCUUGUGUUCUUUUGACAGUAUUUGGUUUAUUUUAUACUACACUUUAUAUGUACCUUAAUAGAUCAGUUGAACGUUAUGUACAAAUUUUAUUUACAGCGGGAGGACUUUACAUAGUUGCCGGUAAAAAUUUAUCUGUAUUAUAAUGGUAUACAAUAUGUUAUAAAACAUUUUAUUUUUCAGCUAUCUGUGGUACUAUUGCUUUAGUAAUAUUUGGAAUAAAUGGAGAUAGUAGAGUGUGGAUGCCGCACUGGGAACACAAUGACAUUGGUUGGAGUUAUGGAGUUGCAGUUGCAGGAACCAUUGCCCUUUAUAUUAGUGGAGUAUUGUAUGUAAUAGAAGGACGGGUGCACAAGAUUAAACGUACAAAAAUGGCUUCUCAAAGAGCAAAUUAUGACUAUGAUAUUGAUGAUCAUAAACAAUCAUCCCACACGGAUAUUUAAAUGCUCUUUUUUUAUAGCAUUUUUGCAAUAGCAAUGUGUGCACAGCUAAAUUAUUUAUUCAUUUAUUUUUAAAAUGGAUGAUUAAUUAGUAUACUCUUAGGUAUUAUACAAUUAUAACAAUUUUUUAGCAUAGAAAACAUUUAAUAGCUGCAGGAAAAACGAUAAUAGUCAAUAUUUUUUCGAAUUGCAAUUUUAAAGUUGCAGAACCCAAAAAAGAAAAAAGAACAGAUUUAGAAAAACAAUAACAUAGCUAUAAAAAUCUCAUAAGAUCACACAAAUUGAUUAGGUUUUAUUUCCCACAGUUCUUAACUUGGUAAUUUGUUUAAGAAAACAAAGACAAUAAUUAUUUUUAUGCAUAGGCAUUUUUAAAAUUGUAUUUUAUAGUGAUGGCUUUUUGAAAAUAGUUUGAUAACUAGAUUUUUAUAAAAUAAUUGACGAGCUAUAAAAAAAUAUUUAAAGAUCUUAAUUUGAAUAGACAAUUGAUACUGAUUAAAUAUAAAAAUACUAUUUAAUUUAAACCAAAAUUAGUAAAUAAAAUAAUUUUAUAUAACAGAAGUUAAUUAAUAUAGGAAUAAAAACAAUUUAUAUUUUAUAAUUUAAAGAUUGAAACCGAUCCGUCCAUAUGAAUAUAAGUUAUUUUUAGGAAUUCAUGUUACUGCAGUUUGUAAUUGCAGUAUGCAAAACUUUAUAUUUUUUUAUACGUUUAAAUUUUAUACUGCACUAUGUAUUUUGUAUAAUAUUUUAUUAAAUAUGGUUAAAUGGUUGUUAAAGACUACAAUUUUAAUUAAAAGAAAUUGCACUGUGUUAUUAUAGGUAUCAAAAUUAUUAUUUAUAAUUGUAAAAAUUUUAGGCAAAUGUUAUUUUUGAUAGAAUCUCACAUUGUAGUACUGUAUCCAGAAACAAAUUCUGGGGAGGCUUUAAUAAUUUGAAUUAUUACCUAAUAAAUUUGUUCAAUGAUUGUACUAAUUUAUAAUAUUAGAACUAUUGAGUAUUAGAAAUAAAACAAUUUCAUUAUUUAUUUGCUAUAAAAUAAUUGAUUUAUUUUAUAUUGUAUAAAUUGUGAGUUUUUUUUUUUAAAUUGAAUAAUUUAGUUUCAGUCAGUCUUGUAUCAUUAAUAUGUAUUUUAGGUUUGAUUUUAGUUUAAUUUGGGUUGUAUGGAAGAUUAUUUGAUACUAGUGCUAAGUUUAAAUAUCAUCUUUAAUUGUAUUCUCUCCGAGUGUGUUAUGUUCACUUUUUUUUAACAAUUUAAGAAUUUUAUACUUAUGAUAUAAAAUUGUGGUUAUUGAUCUCUUUAGAACUAAAAUACAUAUCCCACAUUUAAAUGGUAUAUGAUAUUUAAAUUAUCUUUCCAUGUCCGAAUUAUUAGUUUACUAAAUUUAAAUGUAUUUUUUUUUUCGUGUGUGAAAUAUUGUAUCAAACAUAGUGUCAUUUAUAUUUAUCAUAGUAUACCCGAAUGAAUCCUAAACAUUUUUUAAAAAAUAUUUUAAGAAUUAUACCAUAUUAAUUGUAAUAAAACAUUUAUAUUUGAGAAAAACUUGUGGAUUAUUUAUGCAAUACAAAUUAAAAUAUAUUCUAACAUGCACCAGACAUUAAUAGGUAAUUAUUAAUUUUUUGUAUAAUUUGAUAGUUUAAUGUUAAUUUGAAAAGGUAUCUUAUUGUUUUACAAGUUUUAUAAUUUAAGAUGAAUGAAUAUUGUUUCAUACUCGAACCAAGCAUACAUAUCUUACUUUUAUUUAAUUUGUAUUUUUAUUUACCUUAACACUGAAAUAUAAUAACUUAUUAUUUAUCAAAAUUAUUUUUUAUUAAAUUAAUAAAAACACAGUUUUGCCC
Messenger RNA from Cinara cedri, 3647 nucleotides. NCBI's taxonomy places the organism in Eukaryota, Metazoa, Arthropoda, Insecta, Hemiptera, Aphididae. The record is from the annotation of a GenBank genome assembly.